ACCCUGGUUCCGCCCUCCCCCCGCCGCUCGCCGCUAAUCUCGCCGCGCACGCCCCCUCCCUCGCGUCCACAGUCACCCUGGUUCCGCCCUACCCCCGCCGCUCGCCGCUAAUCUCGCCGCGCACGCCCCCUCCCUCACGUCCACAGCUAGCUUGACCUCGCCUCCGCUGAAUCCGCCCCUCCCCGCACUCGCGCAUGGAACCAACCAGCCUCCGCCCCCGUCCACCUUGGCCCCGGCACCGUAGGCGGAUCUGUGCCUCUCCUCGCCCGCGUCCACCCCCAUCGCCUCCUCCUACACCUUCUCCGCCAUCGGCAUCAUCGUCUCCAUCAUCGCCUCCGUCCUCGGCCCUCCCUGCACACUGCAACCGCCUCCUGACGAUGCUCGCGUGGGAUGGUGACGGUGACGCGGCGCUCCGUGGCUUGUGCCCCCUCCGCCGCCUCCAGCACCUUCUCUGCCAUCGGCAUCUCCAUCCUUGGCGCGGCAUGUUCGUGGCCGGGCAAUUCUCAGGGAGGGCCUCGGUGUCUGUGUUUGGUUAUGCUACUCAGAGUGAUUUGAAGUAUGUUAAAAAUAUAGAUUAUUAACAGUUUCAUAUAGUGCAUGUUUUUUUGGCCAGGCAGUAGUAUGUGAUAUGGAAUGUGAUUAUUAACAUUUCAAUUUGCUUGUCUUCACAACCUUUAUACUCUGCAGGGUGUGGUCAUUUUUUUGUUUAAUUUGUUUCUGUCGGUGUUUUGGGUCCGACCGCACACCCGGGGUUGCCCCUCAAGGUGUUUUUAGGAGUAGGACGGUGUCGACGACUGUAGCAAAAUGGUUCGUGUCGAUCACACGAGGGGACAGUGGACAAGAUUUACAGGUUCGGGCCGCUUAAAGAUGCGUAACACCCUACGUCCUGGUUAGUAUGUGCACGUGGUUACAAGAGGGCUCUCUAGAUUGAAAACACAGAGAGUUGAGGUGAGUGGCUAAGUAAGAUAGGGUCGAUCGUUCUGAAGGGGUGCCCCCUAGGCCUUAUAUACUCGACCGUGGGGCAGUACACGUGAAUAUGAUAACAAGUAGCUAAAAGGUAGUGAACCUCUUGAGUUUAUCCCUACGUAACCUCCGCCGACUUAUCCUCGCAUGACUCCGUUGCAUGGGGGCUUCAGCGCGGGAAAGUCGGGUCUCUGCUGCGAUUUACUCGCUCGACGUUGUGGGCCGUCCGGGUCUGCACUAAUCCGGUCUCACGUCGCUCUGCUUUGUUGGUUGUCUCUCCCCAGGCCCACGAAAGAAUGAUCUUACGAUUUAUUGGGCCUUUGGGCCUUUCGUGAGGUCUUUUACUCCUUUAGUGGACCCGGGGGAUAUCUAUCCCCCACAAGCCCCCGAUCUUUGGGUUAAUUUAGAGGUAAUCAGCCCAAAGAUCCCAGGUCCAACUUGCGGGUGUUUUGAAGAAAAACGACUUCCUGCUGUCUUCUCCUGCUCCGAUCUCUCAUUUGACCGAAGCUUAGUUUCGUGCUUUUGCCUUAGAGGUCGGCACUUCGAUUUGUAGGAUUCUGAAUUUCAUUGGGUGCGCCGGAGGUGCACCCAAUGGGUGUAGCCCCCGACCUUUGAGUAGAUUUUAGAAAACAAUCUACUCGAAGGUCUUCCCCAGAAAUUAUCUCCGUUUGUGCUCCUGCAUCCUGGUUGAGGAUUGGUUUUUUAAUCUUGUCCCACGCCUUAGAAGUCGGCACUAUCUUGGUUUGGAAUGAUAAUCCAUGGGGUGCACCGGAGGUGCACCCAAUGAGUGUAGCCCCCGACCUUCAAAUGGAUUCUUUAAGGAUAAUCCAUUCGAAGGUCUUCCUUUUGUUUGUAAAAAUUGGCAUGAAGCUAUUUGCAUUAUGCUUUGGAGGUCAGCAUUAUGUCAUCGAUUUUUUGCUGCAGAGGUCAGCAUAUAUUUUGUCUUUAGCAGCCGAGUUUGCAAUCCAUCCAUAUCUUGCUAGGUAGUGCAAUUUACUUGCUUCUGCGACUGAUUGGACGUUUUGAUGGACGUUCUGUCUAGUCUUCACGUCGCUUCUGUCGGCCAUAUCUUGUACUUCGCUGGCUAUUUUUGGCUUUCCUCUGAUCCUUACUGAUAUCUCAUUUUUGUCUUGAGGUAUUCACUACGUGCCCUGCACGGAUGUGACCGUUUUGAAAAAUAUACUGAUAAUUCCUGGGCGUCCCCCCCCCAAUGGGUGUGGGCAAGGGACGGCUUGGUACGCUGAGUAUUUUAGCCGGUUGCUUCUGAGUAGUAAUGUGAUGGGACGACGAGUGUAAUCAUAUCCUUUGCGCUGUUGACUGGAGUCCCAAUGGGUGUAGUGUUGCAUGAAACGGCGUCAGCCGUCUGACGUGUCUUCAGACGGGUGGAAGUGCUUAUUGAAUGCUUUGCGACUGUUCAGUGACCACGGUUGGAGGUGAGCGGUUGCCUUUCCCUUCUAUAAAUAACGUCGUUGCUCCUCUGGUUUUUUCACAUCUCUUCGUUGUUCUUUACUGCAUCCUUCUCUUCCCUUCUGUCUGCUUCCGCCAUGGGCAAGAGUAACAAACACAAGCGUGAGCCGACUCCUCCGUCAAAGGACUUCGGCGACUCGGAAUACUCGGAGGAGGAGUUCUCCUCCGAGUCCGAGGGGUCUCCGGCUCCCGUCUCUCCCCCGGCGUCGUCUGAUGAUUCAGACGACUCCCAGGGGAUUGCCGCGGAAGUCUGGACGUACAUCCGGGCCGUCGAGCGCUCCGGGCUCGAGGGCUCGGAUGAGUCGGAGUUCUCCUCGGACGAGGAGGACUCGGACGGCGGCGAGGACGAGGAUGACGACGACGACGGCGACGACGACGACGGUGGCGACGGCGACGGUGACGGCAGCGGCGGCGGCGGCGACGGGAGCAAGGGCAGCACCAGAGGCGGCAGCAGCACGGGCAGCACCAGAGGCGGCAACAGCAAGGACAGCACCAGGGGCGGCGGCGGUGGCAGCAGCAGCAAGGCCAGUGGCUAAGCGCCACUGGUCUUUAGAUAUUAGUAUAGUGUAGUUAGAAUAAUGUAGUAGUAAUGUAGAGUAGUAUAGUGUAGUAUAGUAGUAGUAGUAGUAAUGUAAUGUAGUAAUAGUAGGGAAGCAUCAACUCGCAAAGAGUUGGUUUGUAAGCUUAUUGUCUUCCUUUAAUGAAAAAAUGACGUUGGUUCCUUCUC
This is a messenger RNA of Zea mays, 3157 nucleotides long. RefSeq names its product nucleolar transcription factor 1-like. The transcript is spliced from 2 exons. The coding region runs from base 2508 to 2966 and encodes 152 amino acids. NCBI's taxonomy places the organism in Eukaryota, Viridiplantae, Streptophyta, Magnoliopsida, Poales, Poaceae. The record is from RefSeq and is a predicted model, not a curated record.